GUGAGCGAGCUGGCUCCUUACUGGGGGCACUGACUCCGAGCCCGGCUUGCUACGAGAUGGAGCCUUGCCGAGCUCCUCUGUGUUCUCCGGGUGGGCACUCCGGAGAGCGAGUCCCGGGCUCCUGACCCCGGGAGGCGGCGGCAGGAUGACCCUGAGCCUGGUGUCCCUGCUGUCCCAGGACCUCACAGCCCUGUGGCUCCUCCUCAAGACCAGCACAGAUGAAAUCAUGCACCAGGACAUCGUCCCGCUCUGCGCCGCCGACAUCCAGGAGCAGCUGAGGAAGCGCUUCGCGUACCUGUCUGGUGGGCGGGCCCGGGACGGAAGCCCGGUCAUCACCUUCCCCGACUACCCGGCCUUCAGCGAGGUCCCAGACGCGGAGUUCCAGAACGUCAUGACCUAUCUCACCAGCACCCCCAGCUUGCAGGAUGCCGGCGUCGGCUUCAUCCUGGUCAUAGACCGGAGGCAGGACAGAUGGACCUCCGUGAAGGCCUCGGUCCUGCGCAUCGCGGCCUCUUUCCCCGCAAACCUGCAGUUGGUCCUCGUUCUGCGCCCAACGGGGUUCUUCCAGAGGACUCUGUCAGACAUCGCCUUCAAGUUCCAUAGGGAUGACUUUAAGAUGAAGGUGCCGGUCAUCAUGCUGAGCUCCGUCCCAGAGCUGCACAGCUACAUCGAUAAGUCCCAGCUGACCGAGGACCUCGGCGGGACCCUGGACUACUGCCACGCCCGCUGGCUGUGCCACCGCACGGCCAUCGAAGGCUUCGCCGUCCUGGUCAAGCAGACGGCACAGAUGCUGCAGACCUUCGGAAUGGAGCUGGCCGAGACGGAGCUGCCCAACGACGUGUCAUCCACCAGCUCGGUGCUCUGCGCCCACGCGGAGAAGAAGAACAAGGCCAAGGAGGACCUGCAGCUGGCGCUGAGGGAGGGGCACAGCAUCCUGAAGAGCAUCGGGGAGCCGCUGGCCGAGAGCGCGGAGCAUGGCAUCAACCAGGACCAGCUGGACAACCAGGCCACUGUGCAGAGGCUCCUGGCCCAGCUGGACGAAACUGAGGCUGCCUUUGAUGAGUUUUGGGCAAAACAUCAGCAAAAACUCGAACAGUGCCUGCAGCUCCGGCACUUUGAGCAGGGGUUCCGAGAGGUCAAAGCCACCCUGGACGUGGUGUCCCAGAAGAUCAGCACCUUCACUGACGUGGGCAACAGCCUGGCGCACGUGGGGCACCUGCUGAAGGACCUCGGCAGCUUCGAGGAGAAGUCCAGCGUGGCUGUGGACAGGGCCCGGGCGCUAUCGCUGGAGGGUGAGAAGCUGAUCGAGGACAGGCACUACGCCGUCGACUCCAUCCGGCCCAAGUGCCAGGAGCUCCGGCACAUCUGCGACCACUUUGCCGCGGAGAUCGGCCGGCGGCGGGAGCUGCUGGGCCGGUCCCUGGAGCUGCACGGCCUCCUGGAGACGUCCAUGAGGUGGUGCGAUGAGGGCAUCUUCCUGCUGGCCUCACAGCCAGUGGACAAGUGCCAGUCCCAAGAUGGCGCCGAGGCAGCCCUCCAGGAGAUCGAGAAGUUCCUGGAGACGGGGGCCGAGAAUAAGCUCCAGGAGCUCAGCAGCAUUUACACUGAGUACCAGUCCAUUCUCACCCCAGACCUCAGGGAGCAUGUGCAGAAGGUCUUCCAGAAGCAGGAGAGCACAGAGCAGAUGUUCCACCGCAGGAAGGCCAGCCUGAGGAAGCUGGCAGCCAAGCAGACACGGCCUGUGCAGCCCGUGGCCCCUCGGCCGGAGGCGCUCACCAAGUCGCCCUGCCCCUCCCCGGGUGGCUGGCGUGGGACUGAGUACCCCAGCUCUGAGGGCAGUGCGCUCCGGAGAGGGCCCUACCGGAGGGCCAAGAGUGAGGUGAGUGACGGGCCGACCCGGAGCAGCUCGGCAGGAGACGAGGAGGAGAGCCUGGCCAUCCUGCGGAGGCACGUGAUGAAUGAGCUCCUGGACACUGAGCGUGCCUACGUGGAGGAGCUGCUGUGCGUGCUCGAGGGCUACGCAGCAGAGAUGGAGAACCCCCUAAUGGCACACCUCAUCCCCUCAGGCCUUCACAACAAGAAGGGGGUUCUGUUCGGCAACAUGGAAGAGAUCUACCACUUCCACCACAGGGUCUUCCUGAGGGAGCUGGAGAGCUACCUGGACUGUCCGGAGCUGGUCGGGAGGUGCUUCCUGGAGAGGAUGGAGGACUUCCAGAUCUACGAGAGGUACUGCCAGAACAAGCCGCGCUCCGAGAGCCUGUGGAGACAGUGCUCCGACUGCCCCUUCUUCCAGUGCCAGAGGAAGCUGUACCACAAGCUGGGCCUGGACUCGUACCUGCUGAAGCCGGUGCAGAGGGUCACCAAGUACCAACUGCUACUCAAGGAGAUGCUGAAGUACAGCAAGAACUGCGAGGGUGCCGAGGACCUGCAGGAGGCGCUCAGCUCCAUCCUGGGCAUCCUCAAGGCCGUGAACGACUCCAUGCACCUCAUCGCCAUCACCGGCUAUGACGGCAACCUCAGCGACCUAGGCAAGCUGCUGAUGCAGGGCUCGUUCAGCGUGUGGACGGACCACAAGCGAGGGCACACCAAGGUGAAGGAGCUGGCCCGGUUCAAGCCCAUGCAACGGCACCUGUUUCUGCAUGAGAAGGCCGUGCUCUUCUGCAAGAAGAGGGAGGAGAGCGGGGAGGGCUACGAGAAGGCGCCUUCCUACAGCUACAAGCAGUCGCUGAAUAUGACAGCCGUGGGCAUCACGGAGAACGUGAAGGGGGACCUGAAGAAGUUUGAGAUCUGGUACAAUGCCAGGGAGGAGGUGUACAUCAUCCAGGCACCAACCCCCGAGGUGAAAGCGGCGUGGGUGAGCGAGAUUCGGAAGGUGCUGACCAGCCAGCUGCGGGCCUGCCGAGAAGCCAGCCAGCACCGUGCGCUGGAGCAGUCGCAGAGCCUGCCUCUGCCCGCGGCGCCGGGCGCCAGUCCCUCCAAAGGAAACACCAGAAAGCUAGAGGAGAGGAGGACCGGCCCCCUGAGCCCGGAAGGAUGUGGGUGCCCAGCGUCCUUGCCCAAGCCCGCCGAGAAGGGCAGAGAUGACGCUGGCAUGAGCUCGACCUCGGAGAGCUCUGCACUUCCCAGGAAGCGCUUCACGCUGCAGGGCCUCGCCAACCUCAAAGGCCAGAGAGCUUCUCCUACCAGUCCUGACAAAAAAGCCAAGCGGCACGAAGUAAAGAGCGACCCCACUCCCUUCGGGUUACGAGGCUGGAGCAAAGCAGCUCACUCCCCAGAGGCCCCCGAGGAGGACGGAGGCUGGUCAAGUGCCGAGGACCCGGUCACCUCGUCCGACGCGGAGGACGACUGCCUGGGCCCAGAGAAGCUGGUUCCAGGCAAAUACACGGUGCUGCUAGACGAGGAGAAGGGCGGCCCCGAUGCCCUGCUCGUGCGGAGCGGGGACGUGGUGGAGGUGGUGCAGGAGGGCGAGGAGGGCCUCUGGCUCGUCAGGGACCUGACCAGCAGCACGGAGCCUUGGUUCCCGGCCAGCAGCCUGUGCACCCUGCUCAGCAAGUCCAGCUCGGCUCAGGGCCUGAGCAGCUCAGAGUCGAGCCCGGGGUCAGUGCUGAGCAACUCCUCCAGCUGCAGCGAGGGCAGCCACGCGCCCCUCUCCGACCUGCAGGGCUAGCACCAGCUGCCUCCCGGGACAGAGGUGUGUGCUGGGACCGGCACGCAAGUGUCGGAGUGUCCUGUGGCCCUGCUUAAUUGGAGGGGGACAACGCAGCGGGGACAUCCCGAAAUAUUACCACGGGCGCGAGCCACCUGGUGCUGUGAAGGCUGCUCGCACGGGCCCCGAGCCACUCCCGGAAGAC
This is a messenger RNA of Tupaia belangeri chinensis (Chinese tree shrew), 3851 nucleotides long. It is a transcript of the gene MCF2L, whose product is annotated as MCF.2 cell line derived transforming sequence like. The record is from RefSeq and is a predicted model, not a curated record. The coding region runs from base 146 to 3667 and encodes 1173 amino acids. NCBI's taxonomy places the organism in Eukaryota, Metazoa, Chordata, Mammalia, Scandentia, Tupaiidae. Gene Ontology annotation, molecular function: protein binding; guanyl-nucleotide exchange factor activity. Gene Ontology annotation, biological process: positive regulation of Rho protein signal transduction; intracellular signal transduction. The transcript is spliced from 33 exons. Gene Ontology annotation, cellular component: cytoplasm.